Molecule: messenger RNA, 576 nt
Organism: Morchella sextelata
Lineage: Eukaryota; Fungi; Ascomycota; Pezizomycetes; Pezizales; Morchellaceae
Exons: 1
Coding region: 1-576 (191 amino acids)
Biological process (GO): positive regulation of translational elongation; positive regulation of translational termination
Molecular function (GO): RNA binding; translation elongation factor activity; ribosome binding
Source: RefSeq, a predicted model, not a curated record
AUGGUUAAGUUCCACGACACCCACGCUCACGGUGAUGUCCACAGCUACGACCACUCCACCGGUCUUAGCCACCACGACUCCCACAUCUCCAAGGCAGCUCACAUCUCAUCUGCCCACGAGUCAACCAAGUCCACCUUCACCAUCCCCUGCCACCACAUCCGCAUUGGUGACUUGGUGAUCCUCCAGCACCGCCCUUGCCAGAUCAUCCGUAUCACCACCUCUGCUCAGACCGGCCAGCACCGUUACCUCGGUGUUGACUUGUUCACCAAGCAACUUCACGAGGAGCCUUGUGUUGUCUCUCACCCAUCCCCCUCAGUGGUCCUCCACUCCCUUCUCGGACCCGUCUUCAAGCAGUACCGUCUCAUCGACAUCCGUGAUGACGGAAAGCUCGUCGCCAUGACCGAGACCGGUGAGAUCAAGCAGGGUCUCAAGGUCGUCGACCAGGGCCACCUCUGGGGACGCUUGAAGGAGGCUUUCGGUCACGGAUCUGGGUCCGUCCGUGUCUUGGUUAUCUCUGACCACGGCAAGGAGUUGGCCGUUGACUACAAGAUUGUUCACCUUGCCCACAAGUUGUAA